AUGUCUAAGCAUCGAAGAACUAAAUCAAGUGGGAAUUAUUUCUAAAUUAAUCACGAGUUUUUAGUUAAAGAUGAUGAUUUCGAAUAUAAUGAAACUAAAUUGAUUAUACAGAAAAUACAAUAAAUGGCUACUUAAACUUAACAAAUUGUAGAAAAACUUGAUGAAAACACCCAAGGAAUGUAUAAUAACUUAUUCAACUUUGGAAAACAACAAUCCAAAGAAAAAGCAGAUCUGAAUCUCAGCCAAAUCUCAGAGUGUAGUUGUAAAACAUACUCCUUAUUAAAAAGCAACUCAUUCAGCUGAAUAUCCAAGUCUCAAAUUAUGUAACUAAGGCCUUCAAUCGCCUAUUCGAAUGCACGCCUAAACUAGUUAAAGUUUGCAAUAGACGAUUUAAUACUUAGAGCAAGAAAUUGAAUAAAUGAAAAUACAACAGGAUGAAAUGCAUACAGUUAAUAUGUUUUUAUUAUAAGAAACUUAAAAAAAUCGUUAAGAUUUAUUGAGGGGUUAAAAAGUAAGACUGAAUUAUAAAUAGGAAAACGAAGAAAGGAUUAAAUAGCUCAUCUCUAAGAUUGACAAAGAGUAGUCGAAUGCGAAUGGGUAUUUUCAUAAAAUAUUUUUAACAGUAGUACUUCAGACGGUCUAGAUUUAAUUUGA
Paramecium octaurelia is the source of this 654-nucleotide messenger RNA. The record is from the annotation of a GenBank genome assembly. Lineage: Eukaryota; Ciliophora; Oligohymenophorea; Peniculida; Parameciidae.